Molecule: messenger RNA, 402 nt
Organism: Ogataea philodendri
Lineage: Eukaryota; Fungi; Ascomycota; Pichiomycetes; Pichiales; Pichiaceae
Exons: 2
Coding region: 1-402 (133 amino acids)
Source: RefSeq, a predicted model, not a curated record
AUGGCAAACCCAGCAGUUUGGCCGUCGCAAAGAACAGCACAAUUGCUGUCAACCGGCGCCUGCAGCGCGCGAGGCUCGAAGUCGUCGUCGUCGUCGUCGAACUCGGGCUCCGAGUUGGGCAAUGCAUCUUUUUUCGUUUUUGUCAGCUCGUCGGGCCAGUCGUCGCUCAUGAAGUCGUUGAACGAGUUUUCCUGCUCAUCUGGAGGCUCUGCAUGGCGGAGCGUAGGCAUGGAGUGUGUUUGUGGUUUUGAAGCUGCCGCCACAGGCUUCUUGGAGAUCUCGUUCAACGACAGGGCCUUUGGCUUGGGCUCGCUCUUGAUCAAAGGCUUUUCGUUCCGCAUCAGCUCGUCCUCGUCAAAGGCCAAUGGAAUCGGCUUCACUUUGCAGAUCUUUUUCAAGUAG